Triticum turgidum subsp. durum (durum wheat) is the source of this 327-nucleotide messenger RNA. The record is from the annotation of a GenBank genome assembly. NCBI's taxonomy places the organism in Eukaryota, Viridiplantae, Streptophyta, Magnoliopsida, Poales, Poaceae.
AUGGCGUCGGCGCCGGCCCUGGGGAGGGAGCUGCUGGAGGAGGCGCGGGCGCCGGGGUUCACGGCGUGGCUGCAUGGUCUACGACGGCAGAUCCACCAGCACCCGGAGCUGGCCUUCCAGGAGCACCGCACCUCGGCGCUCGUGCGUGCCGAGCUGGACGCCCUCGCCAUCCGCUACGUCCGGCCUGUCGCGCGCACCGUUGUCGUCGCUACCAUCGCCGGCGUUGCCGGCCCCGGCCCCGUGUUCGCGCUCCGGGCAGACAUGGACGCGCUGCCCAUCCAGGUCAGCAAUAAUGCAAAAUACAGUAAAUGGUCGACAAGGGUGUAA